Messenger RNA from Pochonia chlamydosporia 170, 783 nucleotides. RefSeq lists its product as hypothetical. Lineage: Eukaryota; Fungi; Ascomycota; Sordariomycetes; Hypocreales; Clavicipitaceae. The record is from RefSeq and is a predicted model, not a curated record. The transcript has 3 exons. Bases 1 to 783 code for a protein of 260 amino acids.
AUGAUGGGGAGAGGGCGGGAACAACAACAUCGGCCAGAGCAAACCACUGUGAUAGCUGCCCCGGAUAGAUUGCAAAUGAAGCCGGCAUACUCGGCCGAGCCAGAUCUACAUUCACUUGGCUUCACGGAGAAGUUGUGUUUGCAAUGUAACCAUCAGGGGUGGUGCAACCAUUCGCUAGGGCAGAUCUUACCCUCAGUUCCAGUCAGCAAAAAGUCAGGCUCUAAUUUCUUUCGCCGUGUGACAUUUGAAAGGUGUGAAAGGGUUACUUCCCGUCUCGACCCGCCAACCUGCCUUCAAUUUAUUCUUAGAGUCAGUCCCACGCGAGACUCUUUGUUCACGGACACUGUUGAAGACACGUUCCACCUCUGUUGCAGGUGUAGUGGACAAAAUUGCGUAAGUGCAAAGCCUUAUCACGAUGUGCGCAAAGUAUUUGGCUCAUGCUCGAGAGAUCAGUUUUCACUUUUGUCACUCGCAGAAACGACGUUCUUCUGCCACGUUGGGCAUGAAUGGUUCAAACGGACCUUCCGAGACUGUCCUUGGAGGUUGCGCCGAGAUUAUGCUCCAUCCUCCAUGAUAGUAUUACGAUCAAAUAAGCAAGGGGGGUGGGCACUGAAAUGUCCACGAUUUCUUCAAUUCGUCGCUCGGGCCAUUGCUGUACUGGGCCAGAAUUGCCUUGGUCCGUCUGGAGCAGAUCUUUCCAGAGUAGUGAAUAUACGGAGGACACUCUGCACAGCAACCUGGCUAUCAAGGGCAUAUGGUCUAUGGACACCACCAAAGGCCUAA